Messenger RNA from Manihot esculenta (cassava), 1240 nucleotides. RefSeq names its product loganic acid O-methyltransferase. Bases 100 to 1161 code for a protein of 353 amino acids. Lineage: Eukaryota; Viridiplantae; Streptophyta; Magnoliopsida; Malpighiales; Euphorbiaceae. The record is from RefSeq and is a predicted model, not a curated record. Gene Ontology annotation, biological process: methylation. The transcript is spliced from 3 exons. Gene Ontology annotation, molecular function: S-adenosylmethionine-dependent methyltransferase activity.
AAUCCAUCUUUUGGACGUGAACGAAUCUUUGUCAGAAGGACGGCUACAUCCACUCGGCCUAUAAAUUUUUGCUUCUCUUAACUGGUAGAAUUGUAGUUCAUGUUGAAAUCCCUGAAGAUGGGUGUCUUGCCCACCAUCCAUUGUCGUCAGAGAUCAUAUGCAGAAUAUAUAAAGGAAGUGAUUGACGAGACAAUCAUGGAGAAGCUUGAAAUACAGCCAUUUUUAUCUGCUUCUAAAGCAUUUUGUAUUGCGGAUAUGGGAUGUUCAGUUGGACCUAACACCUUCUACUCUGUACAAAAUAUUCUUGAUGCUGUAGAAAAGAAGUUUAUAUCAGAAGGCUUCGCUCCUGAUCAAAUUCCUCAAUUUCAAGUCUUCUUUAAUGAUCUUCCCUUCAAUGAUUUCAAUACCCUUUUCAAGUCUCUCCAUCCUGAAAAAAGAUAUUUUUCAGCCGGCGUACCGGGGUCAUUUCACGGUCGGUUGUUUCCCGACUCCUCUCUGCAUUUUGUACAUUCCUCUUACUCAUUACAAUGGCUUUCUGAGGUGCCCCCGGAGGUGCUAGACAAGGACUCUCCAGCAUGGAACCAAGGGAGGAUUCAUUACACCAAUGCCCCAGAAGUUGUAGUCGAAGCUUUUGCAGCCCAAUUUGCGAAGGACUUGGGGAUGUUCUUGGACGCCAGAGAGAAGGAGCUUGUGGAGGGAAGUAUGAUGGUGCUAAUCCUGCCAUCGAGUCCAGAUGGGAUCCCAUUUUCCGACGUGCCAACGGGGGUUUUGUUCAAUCAUUUAGGGUCGUGCCUCGUGGAUUUGGCGAAAGAGGGAUUAGUAUCUGAAGCUCUUGUGGACUCUUUCAACAUUCCAAUGUACUCUGUGACGCCCAGGGAGAUGAGGCAGCUUGUAGAACGAAAUGGGUGUUUUAGCAUUGAAAGAAUGGAGCUUGCAGAUUGUAGAACUGACCCCGACAACACAGUUACUGGAUAUUCAAUCGCGAUGCACUUCCGAGCUGGGCUGGAAGGAGUCAUCAAAAGACACUUUGGUGCUGAGAUUAUUAAUGAAUUGUUUGAAAGAUUUCUCGAGAGAAUGGAUGAUGUGAUACCAUCUUUGUUAUCAAGCAACGCAGAAGGAUCUCAAUUGACUGUUAUUCUGAAACGCAAAUGCUACCAUUGAAAUAUCUCCCCUGUAAAUAUGCAGAAUUGUGAAUUUCACAAACUGGGUAAUGAAUAAAGUUGGGUCGUUCAUAGAUCUA